GUAUAUAUAAAGGAAGAGAGUCGGUGGGAUGCUGCGACUCGUCGUCUCGUCGACAGCCGGGUCGCGCUUUAUUCCUGUGUAUUCCGCGAUAUUAUUCGCCGUUCGACGAUUCGAAGUGAGGCCGAAGACCCUCGCGAGUGGACCUGGCGGAAAAACCAGGCAGGAGAUCUCAGACGCGAUCUUGAGACGCGCUGCUCCUCCUGACAGCCGCCGCUCUUGCUGUCAAUUGAUUUGCGCUUUGUUGCACCGAUCGAUAAGAAAAUUCCUUCCGCGGUCUUUUCGCGAAUGUGCGUGUGAAAAUGUGCGGUCGAAGGAUCGAAUGAAAUCAAGAGAGAAGCGUAUCUUCGACGGAAUCGACGGUUCGCGUACUUCUCACGUCGCGCUUUUCACGUUCUCUCUCUCUCCCUCUUUCUUUUAUUUCAUUAUUUUUUGUUCCUUUAAUCGCUACGCAAAUCGCAGGCACGAUGUUCCUCGCUGCGCGGAGCUGCGAGAAAACCAUUUGUAACACGAUAUUUUUCCUGUGCUGCUUGCUGACCUUCGGCCGAGCGGAUCUUUCUCGAGAGAGAUAUUCUUCUCUGCCGUCAUUCGAAAAUUCAAAGCAUUCGUAUCCGUGCGCACCUGUCGAUGCGGCGUCGUUGGACGUGUUCGGCUCGGCCAUCGCGUGCGCCUUGAAGGUCAUGUCGACGAAGAGCGACGACGGUGAGCCCGGAUCGUCCGGUUACAUGCCGGUACCCUCGUACGUCAAAGUGUCGGCGCCAUUGUUGUACAAGCCUCUGCCGAGGACGUCGUCCUUGAUAUACAUCGCGCCGCCCGUCGUGAAAUCCGCAUCAGCUAUCGUGGCCACGGAACCAAAAACGAUGGAGAAGGACACUCAAUAUAUGGCGUAUCCCAAAUACUCCUUCAAUUAUGGAGUGAUCGACGGAUACACCGGCGACUCGAAAUCGGCAUGGGAGGAACGGGACGGCGACAUCGUCAAGGGAGAAUACUCGGUGGUCGAGGCGGACGGAACUAUUCGCACCGUUUCUUACACGGCGGACGAUCAUAACGGCUUCAACGCGGUCGUGACUAGAAGCGAGCCUCCGAAGAACGUGCAGUCCGCGGCCGAGGUGAAGACGUUCGUGCCUGGUGCCGUAUUUCCAAACGACAGGCAUAAAAUAUAGUAUUACCUUUCCCGAUAUUCCGUCAUCUUUAUAUUUGUGUAAGAUGUAUACAGGGUGAGACAGUUAAAGUGUGACAAACGUAUAUCUCAGAAACAAAGCAUUUUACAGAGCAAUGUUUCGUAUAAAAGUUGUUUGAUUUCGAGGGAUGCAUAAGAUGGUAACAUUGGUUUGACCUUUGAUAGACUUUUGAAGGUCACAUGAAGGUCGCUUUGAAACCGGGUGAAACUGAGCAGAAAAGUCCUAUGCCAUUUUGCAAAUGACACGCAACAUUUCGAGUUAUCGAUGAUUGAAAAUAUCCAUUUAGAGGCUUCUUUACACGCUACUAGGGUCUGAGAAGAAAAUCUUGCACCACAGUCCAGGGUGUUUUUUGUUAGAAUAUGUCCCCAAUUGACAUGGGUCUUUUCAAAUAUAUUUGUAACAUAAAAAUGUAAUUAUCUCUAGACCAAGGACAUCCUACAUCUAUUUUAUUGUUUUUUAGCUCAAUAAUACUGUUCACUUUCAAAUUUAUUGUAAUACGUUAUCAUAAACUGAUAAAGAACACGCACCGCACAUCUGCGGUGGUGGUAGCGAACGUGUUAAUUAAUAACUCUAAAAUUUGCGUGUUAUUUGCAAAAUGGUUAAGGAUUUUAUUUAUUANUAUAUAUAUAUAUAUAUAUUACGCGUAUUAUGGAUACAUUAAUAAAUAGAAUUAUUUUAUAUUUCAGGGUCGGUUAUAAAGUCCCUGAUGCUUCGCUGCAGUUGUCUUGAUUAAUGACGUUAGAAACGAGGAAACGCACGCUAAAAUUCUCAUGAAAUCACAUUAGAUUGAACGGAUACGUUUAUAAAAUGACACUUUUGAUCGAUUGAGCACAUUUGUGAAUUAUUCUGUAAAAAUUUGUCUCUUCGCUUUAACAAUCGAUAAAUAACCUUAAAAUUAACGUAAUACUCUUCUUAUGAUUUUAUCACAUUAAUUUUAUGCAACGAUUAUUUAUCGAUUGUCGGAUGGAAAGUGUCUGAAAUAUUUUACAAAUGUGUUUAAUCGAUCACAAAUAUCAUUCUGUGAAAUCCUUUUAUCCUUUUAUUUCGAAUAUCUCGAAGAAUUUUGUGCACAUUUUUUCCCGCUCUCGACUCUCAUUAAUCAAGAUGGCUGCGACGAGGAAACAGGAACUUUAAAUAUUUUUAUCCGAUAUGCAUUUAUGUUAUUUUACAUACAUUAUUAUUGUUAUUAUAUUCAAAAAUAUUAAUAGCUUAAAAAACACGUCAUUGUAUUAAAUCUAUAUUUUAAUAGUUAAAUAUUAUAU
This is a messenger RNA of Dinoponera quadriceps, 2440 nucleotides long. RefSeq names its product cuticle protein 19. Gene Ontology annotation, cellular component: extracellular matrix. NCBI's taxonomy places the organism in Eukaryota, Metazoa, Arthropoda, Insecta, Hymenoptera, Formicidae. The record is from RefSeq and is a predicted model, not a curated record. The coding region runs from base 465 to 1160 and encodes 231 amino acids. The transcript has 4 exons.